GUGUACAGUCUUCUAUCUCUUUCCAACGAUUCUUUCAUCUAGCUGUCUGUCACAAUUUAUCCUUUUAUCGAUUUGGAAUUUGAAAUAAAAUUUAGGCGUUUUUCUAAUAUGAAGUUAAAGUAAAUGAGUAUUGUGUUUAUAUGAAAAUUAAUAGUAAAGAUGAAUUUUUGGAGUGCACAGUGUUUUAUGAUUUUAGCAGUUCUCAGCGUGGUUACAUCGUCUAGAGUGCUAGAACUAAGCGACAAAUUUAUUGAUAUAAGCAAUGAGGGUAUGUGGUUCGUGAAGUUCUAUGCGCCAUGGUGCGCUCACUGUCGGAGGAUAGAACCUAUAUGGGCACAUGUCGCCCAGUCACUCUACAACACUCCUAUAAAAGUAGCAAAAGUUGAUUGUACUAGAUUUAUGGCUGUCGCAACACAGUUCAAAGUCAGAGCAUACCCAACAAUCAUGUUUAUAAAAGGUCCCUAUCGUCAUGAGUAUAUUGGUGAGCGUGUUAAAGAAGAUAUGGUUAAUUAUGCUCUGCGGAUGUCUCAACCUGCUGUUCAAAGGUUGUCACAGGCUGAUAGUCUUGGGUAUUUGAAGGAGACUCAUCCGGUUUUCUUUGGAUAUGUAGGAAAACAACAAGGACCAUUAUGGGAAAUAUUCACAAUACAUGCAGAAAAGUAUCAACCACACACAUGGUUCUAUGCAAUGUCACAUGAACUCUUGAAAAAUGAUGUGAAAAUACCAAAUGAAACGGCUGUAUUUGUUUACAAAGACGAUGAGGCAUACUUCUUUGAUGCAAAUCCUUCAUUAAUUGAAGAUAAAGAAGCCUUAAAUGUAACUUUGGAUAAAUGGAUUAACUCUGAGAGGUUUGGCCUCUUCCCAAAGGUCACUAGAUCAAACAUAAAUGAAUUAAUGGACAUAGAAAAAUAUAUAGUUAUUGCAAUUGUCUCUGAAAAUAAAUUAAAUGAAAUAACUCAAACAGAGAGAGACUUUAAAGACAUGGUAGAGAGCAUUAUCAAGAAGAGGAAACGAGAUCUUCAUCAUAGAUUCCAGUUUGGUUGGAUGGGAAAUCCAGAAUUAGCUAACUCAAUAGCUAUGUCUGAACUGACAAUACCUCACUUGAUAGUUCUCAACUCAACAACAGGCCACCACCAUAUUCCUCAAGAUGAUCCUGUUCUCAUGACACCUGAAGCUGUUUCAAUGUUCCUGGAUCAAAUUCAUAAUCAAGUAGCACCGACAUAUGGAGGCAACAGUUGGCUUGUCCGUUGCUACAGAGGCUUUUUUGAAGCUAGAACUACAUUAACAAACAUGUGGAGAGGAAACCCAGUAUUAACGGCCCUCGUGUUCGGUCUACCCUUAGGAUUUUUAUCACUUAUUUGUUACUCGGUAUGCUGCGCUGACAUACUUGAUGCAGAAGAAGAAGAUACUCCAGAAACUCAUGAGAAGAAGGAUUAAUGAAGGAUAAUGGUAAAAAUGAGAAAAACUUUUAGUACUUUUACAUUAAUUGUGUGAAGAAAAGAAAAUGUUUUAUUGAAUAGUCAAUUUUGCUUUGGUACCAGUGAUUGUCAUGUGGCAGGUUGGGUGGGUGAUGGUAUGUUAAUUUUACCAGAUGUUACUGCACCUUGGAAGGAGCUCACAGAUACAGUACCUACAUACACACUGUUAUCAAUAUUAUAGGAAAGAAAUAGCUACUUAUUUGUUUGACUAGUGAAGUUUCAAAAUGGCUGACUCAUUUGCAAAGUUCCUCUACCAUUAAAGUUUACUUUCAGGGAGUAACAUGUCUACUUUUUACCCCAGUAUUCUCAUAAGAUCUCUUUUUUGUCAAUAGUUAUGAAUUGCAAAAAACAAUGUCCAUUAUAGUCUCAUAAAACUAAUGAUAAAUGAAUGUGGUGCGGAUCCACUCCAUAGAUCUAUCUAAUCCUUUCCUGUUAGUAUAAUACAGAUACCUAACUGUAAUCACCACUCACUCACCGUUUUUACUAGCACCUAAAACGCAUCUAAUUUAAGUGUCUUUUUACUAAUCCUGUUUGAAGAGCGUAUUUUUGUUCUUUACUGACCUAGUAUUAAAUUUAAAACAGAAUAAUAGCUAAUUUACUGGAGUUUGUUAGCGACAGUUACCUAACGACCCAAAUACUGUCUGUUGGCAUUUUUUCUAAAUAUUUAUAGAAGUAGAUAGACAAUUCCUAAUAAUCAUGCUAUUAUCGCUCGAUCUUUUUAAAAUCAUGUAAUAUAGGUACUGUUUUUAUUAUGCAUGAUCAUCCUUAAGGUUUAAUUAUGGAGUUCAAUAUACUGUUUUUGAAUCCCUUAGUCAUAACUCAUAGUAUAUUGUAAAAUAAAAUAGGAGAUGUGUACCAAAGAUUUUUAAGUACACCAAACGCA
Molecule: messenger RNA, 2361 nt
Organism: Spodoptera litura
Lineage: Eukaryota; Metazoa; Arthropoda; Insecta; Lepidoptera; Noctuidae
Product: Thioredoxin-related transmembrane protein 3
Cellular component (GO): endoplasmic reticulum
Source: RefSeq, a predicted model, not a curated record